AUGUAUGAAGAAGAAUUGAUCUAUGAAAAAUCAAAUGGCAGAUGCUAUCUCAUUCUGUUCAUAUCUAUCCCUUUUCUGUUCAUAUCUAUCUAUCUAUCUAUCUAUCUAUCUAUCUAUCUGUUUACAUUCAUCUACAUAACUAUCUCAUUCUGUUCUUAUCCCUUUCUCUCAUUCUGUUCAUAUCUAUCUAUCUAUCUAUCUAUCUAUCUAUCUAUCUAUCUAUCUAUCUCAUUCUGUUCUUAUCAAUCUGUCUCAUUCUGUUCAUAUCUAUCUAUCUAUCUAUCUAUGCAUAGAUCUAUCUCAUUCUGUUCAUAUCUAUCUCUUUUCUGUUCAUAUCUAUCUAUCUAUCUAUCUAUCUAUCUGUUUACAUUCAUCUACAUAACUAUCUCAUUCUGUUCUUAUCCCUUUCUCUCAUUCUGUUCAUAUCUAUCUAUCUAUCUAUCUAUCUAUCUAUCUAUCUAUGCAUAG
Molecule: messenger RNA, 468 nt
Organism: Acanthosepion pharaonis
Lineage: Eukaryota; Metazoa; Mollusca; Cephalopoda; Sepiida; Sepiidae
Source: the annotation of a GenBank genome assembly